Messenger RNA from Drosophila elegans, 2698 nucleotides. It is a transcript of the gene meng, whose product is annotated as serine/threonine-protein kinase meng-po. Gene Ontology annotation, biological process: peptidyl-serine phosphorylation; peptidyl-threonine phosphorylation. The record is from RefSeq and is a predicted model, not a curated record. Bases 477 to 1847 code for a protein of 456 amino acids. Gene Ontology annotation, molecular function: protein serine/threonine kinase activity; ATP binding. The transcript has 2 exons. NCBI's taxonomy places the organism in Eukaryota, Metazoa, Arthropoda, Insecta, Diptera, Drosophilidae.
CUCCUGACGUGUGGACGUGAAAGUGCCGUGAUUUCUGCCGUUGAUUUUUGUCGCGUCUUUCGCUGCUUGUGUUUUGUGUAUUUAUAUUGUUGCCAUUAUUCUUUGCGACCAAACUGCCGCUACUACGUAUCCGUUCGCAAAAAUAAAGAAAAUAAUACCUAAAAUAUCCCAUUCAUCUUGUUCUGCCAACUUAUUUCUAAUUGUGAAGCAACCUUGAAAUUUCCACCUCACGCUGGAAAUUGCGAAACAAAAGCAUAGCGGAAAAUAUUUUGUUUACCAAUAACUAGUCAACUAUCAGCGAACUUGGCUAUUUGCAAUGUGACUUUCUAAGUGUGAUCGCAGCUUUUUUGACGUUUUGUUUGGCAAGAAAACACGCUCUGAAAUCGGUGAAAUCAGUACACAAAACCGACACAUUAAAAGUACAAAAAGGAUUAGAUUAUUUUGGAUUACUGUUGAAGCAAACCAAACUGACAAAAAUGGGCACUAUCGAGAAACGCUCGUUCUCCUUCCGACUGCGCCGCUCCUUCGGCGACGGCGGCAGCACGAACAGCCGGAACAGCAACAACAACAGCAGCACCUGCACCAACCACAACAACCAGAAGCGAUGCAGCACGCCGCUGACGCCGACGAGCACCAGCACCGGGCGGUUGGAGGUGCCCGGGGCCGCCUCCGUGAGCCGCCGGAGCAGCAUCUACAAGAAGCCGGACAAGAACGACGGCGGGCAGAUCCACCUGAUCCCGGACGUGGAGCUGCCGCUGAUGACGUUCGCCGACCAGUACAACAUCGAGAAGACGCUGGCCGAGGGCUGCUUCGCGAAGAUCCUGCUGUGCCGGCACAAACCCACCAGCACACUGGUCGUCCUGAAGGCGGUGCACGCCGAGCUGACCACGAUCAAGGAGUUCCAGAAGGAGUUCCACUACAACUACGAGCUGUCGCACCACCAUCACAUCCUGAGCGCCUACGCGGUGGCCUUCCAGACGAUGGACUACUACGUGUUCGCCAUGGAGCACGCCCCCUACGGCGACCUGGCCUCGAACAUCGGACCCAACGGGCUGCACGAGAACGCCUGCAAACUGAUCUCGGAGCAGCUGAGCUCGGCCCUCGGCUUCAUGCACUCGAAGAGUCUGGUGCACCGCGACCUGAAGAUCGAGAACAUAUUGGUCUUCACGCCGGACUUUGCGCGCGUCAAGCUCUGCGACUUCGGGGCCACCACCAAGAAGGGUCUGCUGGUGCACAAGGUGAAGCACACGUGGACCAGCUGCGUGCCGCCAGAGCAGCUGGAGCUGAUCAAGAACGAGCGCUUCCAGUGCCUGCCCGUUAGCGACUCCUGGCAGUUCGGCAUCCUGCUGUACAACAUCCUCACAGGCAACCCGCCGUGGCAGUCGGCCGACUGGGUCAAGGACCAGUCCUAUGCCAACUUCAUGAAGUACGAGCAGCGCAAGACGACCAAGGUGCCGGACAACUUCCGGCGCUUCUCGCCGCGCCUGAUGCGCUGCUUCCGCAAGUACCUCAGCCACGAUCCCGAGGACCGCUGCAAGAUCACCGAGGUGGCCAAGUACAUGAAGGACCGCUGGGUGGAGUGCCGCAUCUCCACCUCCAAGUCGGCCACGCUCAUCUCGCCCACCAACCACGACCAGGACUCGUGCAUCUACCUCAACCAGCGGGAGGGACGUCUAUCCGGGGACGAGAACAAGCUGCGCUUCAAGCGCAUGAUGUCCACCUACGGCCUGGACAUACCCAUCGACCAGGCGAUGGUGCGGCGGCGGGUCUGGGACUGGCUCUCCACCUGCGACGCCAACUUCGAUCCGGACGUGGAGAGUCUGCACGCCCUGGACCUGAUGCAGUAGGAUGCAGCGGUUGUCCCCUGCUCCCUGAAAUCAAUUCCAACCCAGAAAUCUAUUGUAAGUCGUUAAGAGAAGUGAACCACCAACAGCAACUCGAGCCGAAAUUUGGAUUUAUCGACUAAAUCAACUUGUAAAUAAGCCAAUAUCGCCCGAUUUAAUCACGUUUGAUCACGUUUGAAUUUGUGGAUCUAAAAGAUCGUUUAUGUGACACAGCGCAGAGAAGACACUUCUCGGCGGUUCUUUUCUGUUGUUCUGCGAGUGCAAAAUCCCAGAACUGAAAUUUAGCAUAGAUUUUUAUAGAUCAAAUUUGGUAAAGCUAAGUAGUAAGAAUUUGUAGGAUAAUGAAACCCAGUUUGGGGAAAAACACUUCAACGGAUAACUUUCCAGUAGUGUUACCUUUCUAGUCUUCCGCUACGAUGAUUUUCUAUGUACUCUAUACCCCAUACAUGUAUGUAGUCCUAUGAUUAAGUUAAUGAAUGUACUAUACAUAUAAUGUGUGAUUUACGCGUUACUUACUUUAUGUGUACGGAAUACAAAAUAAUGCAAAUGUCUAGACCUAGACCUUAAAGAGAUGUAUAUGUAAGGAGUGCCCCUGGUGCAUUCACGACCAAUUAUAUGACGACUAAGCUUGUUUUAUAUAUAUGAAUAGACUAUAAAAACAUAUUUAUUUAGCUAUCAUUGAUGAGAACCCAUGGAUGUGUGGAUGCCAUUGAUGAGUAUGAAACCUUUUUGUAUAUACUACUAUUAUUACAACUGACUUUUUAAAACAUAAUUUGCAUGUAAUCAUGAGUUAAUACCCUAUGUAAACCUACAAAAUGCAAAAAUAUAGAACCAUAAACUGAGUUUACCUAAAA